Fusarium subglutinans is the source of this 2400-nucleotide messenger RNA. RefSeq names its product heterokaryon incompatibility protein. The transcript has 2 exons. The record is from RefSeq and is a predicted model, not a curated record. Lineage: Eukaryota; Fungi; Ascomycota; Sordariomycetes; Hypocreales; Nectriaceae. Bases 1 to 2400 code for a protein of 799 amino acids.
AUGGACGAUACCGAUCAGCAUCGCACACCAACGAUAGGCCCGUUCACAACGGCACAACUCUACGACUCAAUCCCAAUUCCAUCCAGGUCUCAAUGCAUCCGUGUACUCGACAUUCCGAAACGGCCUCUAGCUGUAGAUGAAUGUCUGACUGGCACCCUUCGAACUGUCGACCUGCGAAACAGCCCGAAAUUCACAGCUCUUUCAUACGUUUGGGGCAAGGCCUCCGAUAAAACAAUCUCUUGCAACGGUUGCGACAUUAACAUCACAAAGUCCUGCUAUGAAGCCUUGUUUUCACUUCGGGAAAAGUGUGGUGAUCUGACUCUCUGGGUUGACGCCGUGUGCAUUAACCAGGACGACGCCAACGAGCUAGCGCACCAGAUUCCUCUGAUGGGAGAGAUUUAUACUUGGGCCGAGGCAGUAUACAUUUGGCUAGGCGACGGCAGCCAGGCAACCGACAAGGCCAUGAAAUAUAUCCGGGCCGCUUCACAGCAUCGUCUUUUUCCAGCUGGCGUCCCAUGGUGGGAUGGUACCGGCCCCAUCACAGUAGACGAAGACCGGAAUCAGCUUUGGUGGGGUAUUUUAUCACUCUCCCAACGGAGCGCCCGAGACCGAGACAAAAGAAAGCAAGAUGUCGGUGUCCUGUAUGCUUGCGACCGUGUCUCACUGCUUGAAUUACUAGACCAAACAUGGCUGUAUCGAUCCUGGACAUUUCAAGAGGUCACCUUGGCACCAAAUCCGAUACUGGUUUGUGGACAAGAACACGUCACCUGGCUGCAAUUAUAUCAGGCUCUCACCUUUAUCCAAGAUUCCACCUCCCAGUUCUGUAACAAAGGUGAUAUUUCAAUAGUCGCUCGGGAUGAACGCCGCCGAGAGCAUAGACUAAUAGCCUCCUCCGAGGCAUUCAAGAGCUGGCAGAAUCUGUUUGAGGUUUGGCAGAGUAUCUCCCGUCCCUGCCGCUGGAAUGGCCAUGAGAUCCGCGUGUUGUCAUGCCACACCGGAGGUUCAAGAGACAGUUGUUCUGUUCGCGAGUAUGUGCAACUACUUGAGCCAGAGAAGAUUUACCGGUCUUUGGCGAAUCAGGUAACCCUGGUAUCAGUCUUCUCUGUCUUACUCUUUAUGGCAUUUCCUCCUCUGAGUGUCGCUACUUGGCCGGAGGCUCCCAGUGGACAUGGCCUACCGGAAAAAAGGGGAUGGAUCGAUGUGCUCUGGCACUGGUCUAUGGCUUUGAUCGUCUGGUCAACUUGCUUUUUCAUUCUGUUUCUCCAUAUAUAUCUUAGCAUGAUUGCGACAGCGCUUGAUAUUGAUAACGAUAUGAAACAAAAUACUGUAUACGGUCGGAUAGGUCAAACCGAGGAUUUAACACAACAAAACCAUCUUGUUGGACUUUUGCAAGCGAUGCGAGACCGCGAAUCGACCAAGCCUCAAGAUCGCGUAUUCGCUGUUGAGGGUGUCUUCCAACGGCUGGGGAUUCGUCAACCGACUCCUGACUACAACAGACCGACGGGAGAGAUCUACCGCGAUGCUUUUGUCAGUCUGAUAGAGCGGAAACCAACAUUCGUCAACCUACUCAUUGACUGUGGAUUAAGUCCUCCUGGUGCACCUAGCUGGGUCCCGGACUGGAGUACAGUUGCAAAACGAAGCUGGCUACCAUCUUCAUACUUGUACGAUUCUAUUGAGAAGGAGCGGUGGUCUGAUGACCAGCUCCAGGUAUCUGCUUCUGGCAACACCCUUUCGGUUAAUGGUGCAUUUCUGCGAACAGCAGAGUUCUGCACACGGCCCUUUCACAAGAUUGAGCUUGAUGACUCGGGUAAUCCAGCGCCACCGAUGCAAGAGAGCCUUCACAACAACAUCCAAGUCUUAAGCCGAUGGAUCAUCAAGAUCACCAGAGACGUCAUCCUCAACGAGGUUCAUGAAUCCAUACCGAGUGCUGUGUUCAACACAUUCAAUGGAAGUUCUACCUCUGUGUCCAAGAUCGAUCCGAGACAAAAGGAUGUUUUCAACACGUUCUACACCAUCAUUAGACGCCAUGGUGUUUGCUUUGAGAAGGAGGUGGAAACAAUGUGCGGGAUCGCACCAACUACUCAUACUACUAUGCAAGAAAUUGCUAGGGAUAGGACUUGCUUGGACUACUUUAUCAAGAUAUGUAAUCGGUUUGCUGGCAAGAGAGGGUUGUUCGUAUCUAGCGACGGUGCGAUCGGCUCGGGUCCUGUCGCCAUGGCUAAGGGUGACACUAUCUCCAUUAUCAAGGGCGUUGCAGUGCCAAUGGUUCUUCGAAAACAAGAAACCUAUGGACAGGGAUAUGUUAUUGUAGGGCCUGCUUAUAUUGAUGGUUUAAUGGAUCUUACAAGGGAUAAGGUAACAUCCAUAAGCUUGGAAUGGAGGACUGUUAUACUUAACUAA